CCGUCGAAGGUGCUUUCUUCUGACAUACUCCAUCGGUCUGGAUCAAAUUCUGGAGCAGUUUUUUCGCUUUACUUUUUAAUUAAUCAAGUGUUUUACUUCCUACCAAUAUGUCCCGGGAGGAUUUGUUGUAUCUAAGUAUGCUCCUGGUUUCAAUCCCAAUAGGACAUGCCAUUAAAUUGUGUGGCUCGCCGGCAAGAAAACAAUUGUUGUGUACUCUAGCAGGUCUUGCUCUAACUGUCUGCCUCUUAGGCACUGGAAUAUGGCAUUCCUUAACUGUGGUCGUUGGUACAUACAUCAUCGUGGUACUGCUAGGACCAAGGCGCUGUCAAUGGCCAGCUUUUCUGUUUGUAUUUGGGUAUUUGUUUUUCUUUAGAACUUGCAGUCAGUUUGGCUUUACAAAACCUCCCAUGUACUCAAAUGCUGUUCAAUUGCUGAUAACACUUAGGCUUUGUACUCUUCCCUUUGAGAUUUUUGAUCCUGACAUCACCAAAAAUAAAGAUGCUGCUACAUCAACACCUUCAUUUUAUGAGUUUUUAAGCUAUUGUUACUGCUAUUGUGGUUUGAUGACUGGCCCUUACUAUCGCUACAAGACCUAUCGUGACUUCUUAGACCAAGAACAUCCUGAGAAAAUAGCCACAUUUUAUCCGGCUGUAAGGCGCCUUAAAGAACUUCCUCUCUGGGGAAUCUUGUACCUUAUAAUGAGUGUAUAUUUCCCUGUCAGUCAUAUCGGUACCAAGGCUUAUGUCAAUCAUCCUUGGGGCCUGGCAUAUCAUUUAGCAUACCUUGUACCUGCUUUUAAUGGUUUUCGUUGGCGUUUUUACAUUGGGUGGUUGUUGGCUGAAAGCAGCUGUAUGAUGCUAGGGCUUGGUGCUUAUCCUUUUGAGACUGAUCCUAAACCUGGACUGGGUCCUACAAAACCUAUACCUACAACCAAUGGGACUGUAGAGAAGAAAGAAACAGAAGGGGAUGAUACUGRAGAUACUCACAGCUUUGAGACCAUUCACAAUAUCAGGAUAUUAGAGGUAGAGUUUUCACCUGCCAUGUCAAAGAUUAUGAAAGACUGGAACAUGACAGUCCAGUGGUGGAUUUCAGUGUUUGUUCACAGAAAACUACCWUUCACCAACAAAAAUGUCAGAUUAUUUUURACUCUAUUAGUGAGUGCAUUCUGGCAUGGUGUGGCUCCAGGCUAUUACCURACGUUCCUUAGUGUUCCACUGAUUGUCAUCUCAGAGUACCGCAUGUCAAAGUCUAUCAAACCUUACUUGUCCGCAAAGUUAUGUUAUGUCUACGACUGGUGUAGUUAUUUUUGUUUAUAUCGUGCAAUGGAYUACACUGGCUGUGGGUUCAUGCUAUUACAACUAGGACCUUGCCUUGCUGCAUGGAAAAGUCUUUACUUUAUUGGUCAUAUUAUUAUAGUUUUGUUUAUUAUAAUUCCAUCCUUUAUACCAAGAAAGCAUAAACCUGAAGACAAGGAAGRUGUCAAGAAAGAAUCUUAAGUAACAAAGGGAUUAUGAGAACACAAUGGUUUCUACAGGGGUUUUUGCAACUCAUAAUUAGAGUGAAAAAGAGUCUGAUCAUAAGGUGCGCARAACUCCUGGAGCUACACCAUCUUGUAAAGGAUAAAACAUGUUUGGUUUAUUAUUAAACUAUAAUUUUGACAAGUC
Molecule: messenger RNA, 1664 nt
Organism: Exaiptasia diaphana
Lineage: Eukaryota; Metazoa; Cnidaria; Anthozoa; Actiniaria; Aiptasiidae
Product: lysophospholipid acyltransferase 7
Exons: 5
Coding region: 108-1496 (462 amino acids)
Biological process (GO): phosphatidylinositol biosynthetic process; lipid modification
Cellular component (GO): mitochondria-associated endoplasmic reticulum membrane contact site; membrane
Molecular function (GO): lysophospholipid acyltransferase activity
Source: RefSeq, a predicted model, not a curated record